AUGAAUUUCUUUUUGGAGAUUGUGAAACAAAUCUUCAUCCUUCUCAAGAAGAAUGGACUACUCUAUCUCAGAAGAUGGAAAUCCACUCUCCUUCAACUCCUUUCCCCUAUUCUCAUUUUGGCAGUUCUAGUAAUUCUUGCAAGUAUUACUGAAAUAUCUUUUGGAGGUAAAAGUGUGACUUCUCAACCCGUGUUGAACAUUCAUUCUCCUAACAUUGAUAUACCAAUCAAUGCAUCAACCGCUAGUCCUCUUCGUUUCUAUAAUUGUACUUCAUGGAAUGGAAAAUCAUGUUACUCGUUGAGUGUCACUGCUAAUGGUGUUCCAAUGGGUGAAAUUGUAUUGAAUCAAUUUCUAGUACAAGAUUAUGGAUUGGUUCAAGAUAGAGACUAUAAGAAUUUUACAACUCAAAAACAAUUAGAAUCAUUUCUUUAUGAAAAUCAAAAUUCAACAAUUAUUGGAAUUGCAUUUCUUCCAGAUUCUCCUAAUACUGUAUCUUAUACUAUUUAUUACAAUCGGACCAAAAAUGAUUUAUAUUCUCCAGUUCUAUCUAUUCAAAAUUUAAUUGACAAUACAAUUGUUUAUUUGAGAAUGAAACAAUUAGGAAGAUUGGACUAUUUGAAUUCUGAGAACCCAAAACAAAGUAUUCAAGUCCAUUAUAAGAAUUUUGCUCAACCACCUACUCGUAGAAAUGGACAAGUGAUUAUUUAUAAUAGUACUGGACCAACCUUCUUUAGUAUUGGAGCCAUGAUUAUUCUCAUUGUCAGUUUGAACGGCCUUGUAGUUGAGAAAGAGGCUCGUUUAAGAUUUGCCAUGAUCAUGAUGGGCAUGAAAGACUCUGCUUACUUUAUUUCAUGGUUGAUUACAUUCUUUAUCAUUUGUGUGGUAUUCUCAUUGGUCAAUGUUAUUGGAGGCAUGAUCUUUGGAAUUAGUAUCUUUUUGAAAGGCAAUUUCUUGAUUUUAUUAAUUUUAUUCGUUUGCUUUACUUUCUCAUUGAUUUGUCUUGCCUUUUUAUUAUCCACAUUUAUUAAGGAAUCCAAGAGUGCAUUGGUAUUGGGAUUUACAGUAUUAGCAAUAUCAUUUAUUCUCAAUCUCUUUGUUUCUAAUGGAUCUGUGGUAUAUCAAUUGUACUCUCCAGAUGUCACAGCUGUAUUUAGAGUUAUUCUUUCAUUUUAUCCUCCUUUUAACUUUGCAAAGGUCUUUACUGACAUUGCAACUAAAACGCUUCCAGUCUAUGAUGAAGUUCAAAGAAAAUUUGUUCCAGGACCAGGCUAUUCCUUUGAUGAUUUUGCAUAUGGAACCAAUACCUAUGAUUAUGUUCCAAAAUCCUAUGUUGGUAUUUUGGUACUCAUUUGUAAUGGAUUGUUAUUCUUAUUAAUGUAUUGGUAUUGUGAUAAUGUCAUUUCAGAUGCAAAAGGUGUUCGAAAGAGUCCCAUCUUCUUUUUAUAUCCUUCUUAUUGGGGAUUAGACAAGAUCAUGACACGUUUAUUGAGAAAGAAUUCGGAUUUGAAUAUUAAAAUUAAUGAAAAGCAAGAUGAAGAAGAUUAUCAAAAUAUGGAAACAGAUGAUGUCAGAAAUGAAUUUAAGAGAGCACGUGACGUUGGAUUGAAUGCUGUUGUGAGAAUUGUAUCUUUGAGACAGACCUAUGCUGGAUUGUUGAGUAAAUUAGCUGCCAAGUUCCUUCCCGCCAAAAUGGCUCAAAGUAGAUUUUUUAGAGAGAAGAAGGCUUUGAGAGGUUUGAAUUUAGUGGUUGAAGAUAAUCAAUGUGUAUGCUUGUUAGGACACAAUGGUGCAGGUAAAUCAACUACAAUGAACAUUCUCACUGGUCUCUAUCAACAAACAUCAGGUGAAGCCUUUAUUGGUGGACUCAAUGUUAAGACAUCCAUUGAACAGAUUAGAAAACAAUUAGGAAUGUGUCCUCAACAUGACAUUUUAUGGGAUGAUUUGACAGCAGAAGAACAUUUAGAAUUAUUUGGAGAUAUGAAAGGUGUUCCAAGAUCUCAACGUAAUGAAGAAGUGAAAUCUCUAUUAGAAUCUGUAGAUUUAUUAGACGUUGGACAUCACUUGUCUAAAACAUAUUCAGGUGGUAUGAAGAGAAGAUUAUCGAUUUGUAUUGCUUGUAUUGGAAGUCCUAAAUUGGUAUUAUUGGAUGAACCUACUACUGGAUUGGAUCCAUUCUCUAGAAAGAAGGCAUGGAAUUUAAUUCAUAAAAUGAAAAAGGGUAGAGCCAUGAUUCUCACCACUCAUGCCAUGGAUGAAGCCGAUUAUCUUUCUGAUCGUAUUGCUAUUAUGGCUCAUGGUCAAUUGAAAUGUAUUGGAGAUUCUCUUUCCAUUAAGGCUCAAUAUGGUUCUGGUUAUAAUUUACUUGUGGUAUCCAAUACAGGAUUUGAGAAACAAGUUCUUAAAUUAGUUUUUAAUUACAUUCCCUCUGCAAAGAUUGUGAGCCAAAGUGCAGGAAAUUAUAUUUUCAAUGUUCCUAAAGAACAAUUAACUGAAUUGGGUAAUUUAUUAGAAUAUUUUGAGAAAUUGAUGGAGAAUCAUGAUUCUAACCAUGAUACAUCACCACCCUUAUUGAAGGAUUGGGGUAUUUCCCAAACCACACUGGAAGAAGUAUAUCUAAAGGUGACCAAAAAAUCAGAAUUUGGAUACAAGAAUCAGGAUGAUACAGCUGGAUUGAGCACCAUUGGAAGUGAAGCUAAUUUAGAACAACGAGAAUUGUUACCUCACAACCCACUCGUCAACAGUGAAUCCGAGUUGACCAUUCCUCAAAUUCCUUCCACCAAUGAUUUUGAAAUGAAUACGAUUGCCAGUAGUGGUGGUUUGGAUCCAAACAACCAAACGACUCGUGAAUAA
Messenger RNA from Naegleria lovaniensis, 2850 nucleotides. RefSeq lists its product as uncharacterized. The coding region runs from base 1 to 2850 and encodes 949 amino acids. Gene Ontology annotation, biological process: lipid transport; transmembrane transport. Gene Ontology annotation, molecular function: lipid carrier activity; ATP binding; ATP hydrolysis activity. Gene Ontology annotation, cellular component: membrane; intracellular membrane-bounded organelle. The record is from RefSeq and is a predicted model, not a curated record. The transcript is spliced from 9 exons. Lineage: Eukaryota; Heterolobosea; Eutetramitea; Acrasida; Naegleriidae.